AUGACCAACGACGCCACUUCGACCUCUUCGGCCGCCAAUGGCGAGGCUUCAAAGUCGAGCUUUGCCGUCAAGGCCGGUCUUGCGCAGAUGCUCAAGGGCGGUGUCAUUAUGGACGUGACUUCGGCUGCCCAGGCCCGGAUUGCCGAAGAGGCCGGUGCCUGCGCCGUCAUGGCCCUUGAACGCGUCCCCGCCGACAUCCGAAAGGACGGAGGCGUCGCCCGCAUGUCCGAUCCUUCCGUCAUCAAGGAAAUCCAGGCCGCCGUCACCAUUCCGGUCAUGGCCAAGGCUCGCAUCGGUCACUUCGUGGAAUGCCAAGUCCUCGAGGCCCUUGGGGUCGACUACAUCGACGAGAGCGAGGUGCUGACCCCGGCCGACGACGAGAGCCAUGUUGAGAAGAGCCACUUCAACGCUCCUUUCGUUUGCGGAUGCCGCAACCUGGGCGAGGCGCUGCGUCGCGUCGCCGAAGGUGCCGCCAUGAUCCGGACCAAGGGCGAGGCCGGUACCGGCGAUGUUGUCGAGGCCGUCCGCCACAUGAAGACGGUGAAUAGACAGAUUGCCGAGGCCAAGGCCGCCCUCGCCGAAGGAGGUAUAAUCCGCAUCCGCGAGAUGGCCCGCAAGCUCGAGGUUGACGCCGAGCUCCUUCGUCAAACUGCCGAGCUCGGUCGGCUGCCCGUGGUCAACUUCGCUGCCGGGGGUGUUGCCACCCCUGCCGAUGCUGCUCUGAUGAUGCAACUGGGCUGCGAUGGUGUCUUUGUCGGCAGCGGCAUCUUCAAGUCCGGGGACCCUGCCAAGCGCGCCAAGGCCAUUGUCCAGGCCACGACUCACUUCCGCGACGCCAAGGUCAUUGCUGAGGCUAGCACUGGUCUUGGUGAAGCCAUGGUGGGUAUCAACUGCGACAGCAUGAAGCCUGAAGAGAAGCUCGCUGGCCGUGGCUGGUAG
Molecule: messenger RNA, 939 nt
Organism: Ustilaginoidea virens
Lineage: Eukaryota; Fungi; Ascomycota; Sordariomycetes; Hypocreales; Clavicipitaceae
Exons: 1
Coding region: 1-939 (312 amino acids)
Biological process (GO): pyridoxal 5'-phosphate biosynthetic process; pyridoxine biosynthetic process; amino acid metabolic process
Molecular function (GO): amine-lyase activity
Source: RefSeq, a predicted model, not a curated record